Messenger RNA from Notodromas monacha, 7652 nucleotides. The record is from the annotation of a GenBank genome assembly. Lineage: Eukaryota; Metazoa; Arthropoda; Ostracoda; Podocopida; Cyprididae.
AGGUACCUUGAAAAUUGCAGAAUGACCUUCGAGAAAAUACUUGCGGAAUUGACUAUCGAUGGUCAGAACUGGAGGUUUUUCGACUUGCCCGCUUUGAAUGACGAACGCUAUGAAAAACUACCUUUUUCAAUCCGCGUGUUGCUUGAAUCAGCGAUUCGCAAUUUGGAUGGCUUUCAAGUUAAGGAGAAGGAUGUACAGAAUAUUCUUGACUGGGAAAAGUUGCAUACUGACCCCGAUGGAGUUGAGAUCCCUUUCAGACCAGCGAGGGUAAUUCUUCAGGAUUUGACGGGCGUUCCAGCCGUGGUUGAUUUUGCGGCGAUGAGAGAUGCGGUUGCUGGUCUGGGAGGGGAUCCCGCGAAGAUCAAUCCUUGUUGUCCUGUGGACCUCGUGAUCGAUCAUUCGAUUCAAGUGGACUUCGCGAGAGCGUGUGUAGCCCCCCCGGAUGCCUUAUCGAAAAAUGAAGAAAUCGAGUACAGGAGGAACAAGGAGAGAUUCACGUUCUUGAAGUGGGGCGCAAAAGCGUUGAAGAAUCUGACAAUUGUUCCUCCUGGGUCUGGAAUCGUUCAUCAAGUAAACCUUGAAUUUUUGGCACGCGUUGUUUUCGAUAACGAAGAAGAUCGUCUUUUGUACUGCGACUCGCUGGUCGGGACAGACUCUCAUACCACCAUGAUCAACGGACUUGGAGUCCUUGGUUGGGGAGUUGGUGGGAUCGAGGCCGAAGCUGUUAUGCUUGGGCAAGCCAUUUCAAUGGUUCUUCCUCCAGUCGUUGGGUACCGAAUUCUAGGAGAGUUGUCUCCAUUGGCUACGUCGACGGAUGUCGUACUGUACAUUACCAAGGCAAGUUACUUGAAUGCCUCAUCGUUGGACAUGUUCAAGAAGGCAACCAUCAGCAAUAUGUGCCCCGAGUACGGUGCUACUACGGCUUUUUUCCCAGUGGAUCAAACUACCAUUGACUACUUGAUUCAGACGAAUAGGGAUUCGGUGAAAAUCAGUGUCAUGAAGAAAUACCUGGAGCUUGUGAAGAUGUUCCGCAAUUUUGCGGAUAGUACGCAAGAUCCCGUCUUUUCUACUGUUGUUGAAUUGGACCUGUCGUCGGUUGUGCCUUCUGUCAGUGGGCCGAAGCGUCCUCAUGACAGGGUGCCCGUUGCUGAAAUGCGGAAAGAUUUUCAAUCUUGCCUUGUAAAUCCGGUUGGUUUUAAGGGAUAUGCCGUUAGUCCUGAGAAGUUGGAUACCACUGUGUCUUUCCAAUUCGAAGGACAUGAAUAUUCGAUCGGACAUGGGUCUGUCGUUAUUGCUGCCAUUACGUCGUGCACCAACACCAGUAAUCCGUCAGUCAUGCUUGGAGCAGGGUUGCUGGCGAAAAAUGCGAGAGCCGCUGGACUCUCUGUUCCUCCCUACAUAAAAACUAGCCUCAGUCCGGGAUCAGGAGUAGUAACGCGUUAUUUAGAUGCAAGUGGCGUGAGUGCAGACUUGGAUGCGUUGGGAUUCCAAACAGUUGGCUAUGGUUGCAUGACCUGUAUCGGCAACAGUGGUCCUCUGGAUGAAGCGGUUGGAGCUGCUAUUGAAAAGGGAGAGCUGAUAUGCUGUGGUGUGCUUUCUGGAAACCGAAAUUUUGAGGGAAGGAUUCACCCACUCACAAGAGCCAAUUAUCUCGCAUCGCCGCUGCUUGUGAUUGCCUAUGCCUUGGCAGGCACUGUCGACAUCGAUUUUGAAACACAGCCUAUUGGAAAAGGCGAAAAGGGCGAAGUUUACUUGAGGGACAUAUGGCCGACACGUCAAGAAAUUCAGCGUGUGGAACGAGAAUGCGUCUUGCCGAGCAUGUUUAAAGAAGUUUACGGAAAAAUUUCGGAAGGAAAUAAGCAAUGGAACAUGUUGCAGAGCUCAGAGGGCAUGCUUUAUCAAUGGGACAGCAGUUCCACUUACAUUAAAAAUCCUCCUUUCUUCACUACGAUGAAAUUGGAGUUGCAACCUGUUGGAAGUGUACAAAACGCCCGAGUUUUGUUAAACUUGGGAGAUUCUGUCACUACUGACCAUAUUUCCCCAGCCGGUAGCAUUGCGAGGAACAGUCCGGCUGCAAGAUAUCUUGCUUCCAAAGGCCUUGUGCCGCGGGAUUUCAACUCCUACGGCAGCCGCCGCGGAAAUGAUGCGAUUAUGGCGCGUGGAACUUUUGCUAACAUUCGACUUGUGAACAAGUUUAUGGCAAAACCCGGCCCGCAAACCAUUCACUUGCCAACUCAGCAAGAAAUGGACAUAUUCGAUGCGGCCGAAGCGUACAAAUCCACGGGUACUCCGUUGAUCGUACUUGCUGGAAAGGAUUAUGGUUCUGGGUCAUCUCGGGACUGGGCAGCCAAAGGUCCAUUCCUCUUGGGCAUCAGAGCAGUCAUCGCAGAAUCCUACGAAAGAAUCCAUCGUAGCAAUUUAGUCGGCAUGGGAAUAAUUCCACUUCAAUACCUUGAGGGACAGACUGCGGAAAGCUUGGGUUUGACAGGAAGAGAAAUUUUGUCGAUUGAUGUGCCAGAAAAACUGCGUCCUCGGCAGAAAUUAACGGUCAACGUGGAUGACGGAAAAAGUUUCAAUGUCAUAGCGAGAUUCGACACGGACGUCGAAUUGGAGUAUUUUCGAAAUGGCGGGCCUGGAAUGUCGCCGUCACUUUUUUUCUUGGGGUGUCGAGGGGUUUGCGGGGAUUUCGGCCUCAUGCGUAUAAUCUAUUCUUUGCGAGUGUUUGAAGCACCUCUUCCACCAUUCCCGCUGGAUUGGAACAGGUCUGAGUGCGGUCGGCUGGACCGUUACCCGUCUUCUUGUGAGGUUACGAUGGACCCGUCAAACCCGAUCACCCAGGUUUAUCCUGAUGAUUCGGAGGGGCGUACGCACAAUUUGGGUCUACCAGAGAAUGGCACUGGAGACAAAGAUCAAGCAAAGCACGUGAAAAAGAAACGGAGGCGAAAACCGUGCUGCGGUUUUCAGUGGAAGAGUUUGCUGUGCUGCUUUCGAUCGAAGUGUGGUGAUUCGAAAGCAUGUUGUCGAAGCCCGGACGGAGUCAUCCCCAAAGCUGGUGAUGACAGUGAACAGUAUUCUCCGAAUGUCCAAGACUCGACAACAUCACGGUACCUCUUACCUCCGUUGAAGUCGAAUGACGGGGAUAGAAAGUGUUUGAUCAUCGAUCUGGAUGAAACACUAGUGCAUAGUUCUUUCAAGCCUAUCAGCAAUGCUGAUUUUGUGGUACCGGUGGAAAUCGAUGGAGUCGUCCAUCAAGUCUACGUUCUCAAGCGGCCGCACGUUGACGAUUUCCUCCAGAGUGUGGGGAAGUCAUAUGAGUGUGUGCUGUUCACUGCAAGCCUAGCUAAGUACGCUGACCCGGUGGCGGACUUGUUGGACAAGUGGGGCGUGUUUCGAGCACGGCUGUUUCGAGAGGCCUGUGUUUUCCAUCGAGGAAACUAUGUGAAAGACCUGAGUCGCUUGGGUCGUGAGUUGGAGCGAGUCGUCAUUAUCGAUAACUCUCCAGCUUCCUACAUUUUUCAUCCCGACAAUGCCGUCCCGGUUGCGUCAUGGUUCGACGACAUGAGUGACACAGAGCUCUUAGAUCUGAUUCCGUAUAUGGACGCACUAAGCACGACGAAGGAUAUAUACUCGUAUCUGCGCUCGAACCCACACCCCUUGAGUUGCAAACGAACGGAUCGGGAGACUGCCGGUGGGCCCGAAGCGUCGUCUUUACCCGCGACGUCCAGCGGUGCCAUCAUCGCGUCUGUAGAGAAACCCUUGAAUCGACGAGAUGGCGAUGGAGAUGCCGGUGGAGGGAUGCAACAGUUGACGAACGCCGUCGGAAGGUUGACUGUGUACGAAGGUGCUUCUCCGCCCUACGGAAAUAAGGCGGAUUGCUCAGGAUGUCUGGUGUCGUCGCCGUCGGCUACUGUAUCGCCGGUGGGCAGCGAAUACUCUUUCAUGGUAUCCAAUGGAAAUGGCGGCGGGGCGACCGGACCCUCGGGCGACGGAGUUUACGGCCAGUCUGGAUGUUCGACCAAGACCCCGUAGGCCGCGUUGUGUGGGUACCCAUUUUUAACGCUCCCAGGAAAUGUUCUUUUCUCCUCUUAGUAAUAAACUGAACCGAUCCGGUUAACGGACUAAGUGCUCAAGUUUCUUUGCACCCACUCUGCUCGUUCUAUUUUUCAAAGUUGACGUGAGGCCCAAAAGUUCUCCGGCCAUCAAUUUUUUUUUGAGCUUCUGUCGCACGAAAGGACGGCAAACGUAAGGGUUAACUACUUAAUUUGAGUCAGUGAUUUCAUGCUGAAACGAACGAGAAUUAUGCUGCAGGAGUCACAGGUAUCACGAAAUGUUCACGAAAAUAAUUUCUCUUCCCAUCACACUCGAAGAUCUCAUGGGCUCUACCUCUAAUGCUCGAUGAUUUUUUGAAUCCAAGUCAAUUAAUCGAAUCGAUUUCUGCAGUUGAAAGAAGUACUUCGUUCAAGAAGCGCAUAGCCGUUCGAGUGAAAAGCUUUUUUUGGAUUUUCAGCCAACUUUCAAGUAAAUUUGAAAGUGUAUUUAGUCUUUUUUGUCAAUCAUAAAGAACCGAUUGUCCCCGGUGAAAGUUCAGAGUUCUUCGAACUGUCUUUUUAUUGUUUUGUUGAAACCGAAAGUUUCUCUUGGUCGAAAUAGAAUAUGAUAAUCUUGCAUCUGUGGAAAGAAAUGUUGAUGGGAGAGUGAAAAAUGGUUAUUCUCUUUUCGUCCUCUUCAAAAAUCCGUGCUUCCUAUUGUCUGGUUCAAAACAUGUCUAGUACUACGAUGCAGUGAAGGCAGCACAAGACGGUUUAUUUUCCCCAGUUUUAUUUUUUUCCCUUACGUCAGCUGAUCGACGUUCAAAAGCGGUGCAAAAUUAUUUGUUUCGUUGCUAAAGCCGUCUUCAUGCCUGAUGCAAAAUUCUGAUUCACAAAAUUCUGGAAUUCACUUGGGAGGCUUCUCCUGUUUUCUCUCUGGACUUGUCCGAAUUUGCAUUUUCUAUCCCCGUGUGUCGAUGGAAUACAUGUUCCGUUAAUUCGGCAACUUACUUUGAUCGUUGCAACAUACUUUCGAUCUCCCUUCCUAGCAUGAAGAAAGUGUAUUUUAAAACGCAAAAGGCCACAAAAUCCGACAUAUCUUCAAGAGCUGUUUGCUUGAAGCAUCAAGCUUAUAGUAAGCGUUAUUGAUGGUAGAGGAAAUAACGCAAAAACUGGACUGGUUUAACUAUUGUGACGAUGAAGCCUCGCAAGUGAACGCGUAGAAAACAAGAUGUUGGUAUGGCUUAAACUUUCAUACCGGGUGUACCGAUUGGUGGCUGUGACACGACAGAAAAAUGGAAGAGAAAAAAAAUUGCGGUUCGGCAGAUACGAAACUCAGGAGGUGGUUGUGCGUCAAAUACUGUACUGGAUUUGUUGCUGUGUGAAAAAGAUUUUAUGAAGCGCGCACUUCAGCUCUCUUCUUCGAAUGCUCCACCCCAGAAACCUUUUCCGAACAAAACAUGCCGUAUUUACGCGAUCGUAGCCUGCACUUAUACCCAAAAACAUUUUAUGCAAAACUCGGGUGUAUCGUGUACUUUUGAAAUAUUCCAAGAUUGGCCGUACAUUUUUGAAGGUACGACGGUCUUUAUGCGGGAUUACGUUGAUAGGAAGAGAUAGAGUUCUAUGCCGUUGGUCAAAUUCCCCAUUGAUUUCCUUUUUUCCGUUAGUUAUUCCUUCAUUCUAUGUAUUUUGACAAAUCCAUUGUAGUUUGCUUGCCAUUUGAGUCUCUGUGACGUUCCAACAACCGGAUUGAAUGAAAUAUUAUGUUCCUUUAGCUUCUGCAGUUGUUCGUUUUUCUAUAUUUCUCUGUGAUGUUUAACGGAAAUGUAAAUGUGGCUUAUGAUCACGUAAAUAUGGUAAUCUCUUAAUGCCCUGUUUCCCCCUCCCUGAGAAUGGUUCUUAUUGAAGAGUUUGACGGAUGUUUCCUCAUCCCUGUAACGUCAAUACUCAAAAUGUGUGAUGUGAGGUUUGUUUUCCUGACCCCUGGCGGAGUUUGCCGGGUUCUUCCGCGCUUGAGCGCCAGCCCGGGAUUUUGCCGACUUUCGGUCGGGUGCCCUUCAUGUCAUAAAAAGCAAACGUCAACAACCGUCUCAAGCCCGGGAAUUGUAAGGGCCCUGCAGAUGUGGUUCCUUGUGACUGUGAUAUUUUGGAAUCUCGUGCGGGCGCUUUAGGUGGACAGAACCGGUCUCUGCGCAUUCCGCGGAAGAAAAGAAAAAGUUAUACGUAACCAAUGUGCCGCCCAAAAAAAAAGAAGAAAAAACGAGGAGAGAAUACGUUUUUUUUUUUCGUGUGUGUACCCAUUCCGACCUGUCAAGCGCCGUCUAUUAUUUUUUGGGUUGGGGGAGGUGUUCAACGAUCAAGUGCGUAAUUUAUGUCAAUACGUGCCAUGCUUUCUCGAGAUAUUAAUUUUUAAACUUCGCGAAGAUCAGGAAAAACGUUUCAUCCCGUGGCUUUGCCCCAUUGCAUCUGUUCGUUACUUCGCUCUGUUGAACAGGAGUGAAUGAUGAUGAUGGGAAGUGUUGAUGCGUGUGGGAUACACGUUCGAGUUGACGAACAGAUGCAUUGGGCCGUCCAGAGGGAGAGUUUAUCAAAUUGACACGUUGUCCGUCACGGCUAUUAGUGCAAUGCUGUUACUCCCACGAAAAAGAAAGAAAGAUGCUGGUUCAGCCUUCCCUGUAUUUUUUUAUUUAAUUUUAUUUUUGCUUUUUCCUGGUGAUGCUGCCCCAAGAAAUAUUACCAUGUGUUAACCAUUGUGUAUCGCAAGACUGAGUGUUGAGUGAGUUCCUGUAUUUUUGGAUUGCGUGUUGUUUAAAAAUGCCUGGACAUCAUAGGCUCAAAAUUAUCGAGUACCUUGUUCUUGCCUGGGAGGUAUGGCCUUUGAUGAAAGUCGGCCCAUUUUUGGCGGAAGAUGCACUGCGUGUGAUUCCGGUUUUUCUAUGACUGAUGGUGAUUGACUUGUGACGAUUAGUUGACCAUUGAUUAGCUUCUUAUUUCUUUUUUUUUUCUUUUUUAAAGCCUUGAUGGGAGAACUGAGGUUGCGAUUAUAACGAGUUAAUUAGAAACGAGUACUGGUGCUUGUCAUCAUCAAGCCUAUGUUGACAAUUGUCUAAUGCGAAAUAGGAAAAAAUGGAAACUCGAACGUAUAUUGUGACCAUCACUCCGUCCUCCCUCUUUUUUUCUUAUGAUGUUUAGCCAUUCUUUGCAAAAAAUCCUUGAUUUCAUAUCACACGGAUAUUCGCCGCGAUAUUCAUCUUUUUUUUUCGACUUCGGGCCACAAAAGUUACGUUUUCCUCAUCUUCGAGAUAAUAGAAGCUACUGUAUUUUGAGAAGUCAAUGAUUUAUGCUCUCAUGGGAAGUUGGCAGUAUUUUCAGGUUUUGUUCUGCGGUGGCAAUCGUUUUGCUGUUCAUGUUGGUCUGGAAUUGAUUUUUUUUAAGUGCAGGGAUUUUUUUUUCGUAGUCGUAUCGCCGAUAAUCGCGUGUGGUGCUUGUUGUCCAGCAUUUAUUCCUGCAUUAUUGUCAUCAUUUGUCUUCUUCGCCCUUUUUGUUAUGUGCCAAGCUAGUGCGAGAGGGAAUGAUUUUUUUUUUGAAAAGCAAAUCCUAAAUGAAAAGGUAUUUUAAGCAACA